Clunio marinus is the source of this 1788-nucleotide messenger RNA. The record is from the annotation of a GenBank genome assembly. Lineage: Eukaryota; Metazoa; Arthropoda; Insecta; Diptera; Chironomidae.
AUGAACUUAUUUGAUGGUUUCGCAUUAUCUGUUCUUCUUCUGAUUAUUUUCUUAAAUGUAGGAAGUACGCUUUGUCAAAUACUAUUUGAAAAACUUGGAAAACCCUCAAAGUUAUUAUCAAUAUUUUCAAUCAAAACAAACUUUGAACGUCUGAUGAGGAGAAAUGAAUCUAAUUCUGCUAUUGGUUGUAUUGAUGCGCUGAAAGCAUUAUCUGCAUUUUGGAUAAUGUUUGGCCAUCGCUCACAACGUUUUGCUUUCUCCUACGAAGAGAACUCUCAGUGGUGGAGUUAUUUAUUGGGAAAGCUCAUGAAUCGAUAUGAAAAGGGUGUGAUAACAUUCUUCGUUUGUUCUGCAAUAUUGUUAACGAUUUCACUCUUGAGAGAUUUAGAUACGAAUAAUUUUCAUCCUGCCAUGAUUUAUAUCAACCGGUACUUGCGCUACUUUCCUUCAAUUGCAGUUCUUCUUAUCAUCUUCAGUAGCAAUUUGCCUCAAUUUCUUGUAUCAGGUCCAGAGAUUGGUGGAUUAAUUUAUAGGACAAAUCUAUGCCGCAAAGGAUGGUUGCCUUAUCUUACUCUUACUCAAAAUUAUUGUAAAGCUUUACAGUACUGCCUUUCCUACACGUGGUACCUAUCUACAGAUUUUCAGCUUUUUUAUUCAACACCACUGAUUGUUUAUUGCAUUUGGAAGUUGAAAGCAAAAUCUUUUGUUGUCUUUCCAAUGUUAAUCGUUUUGCUACAAGUGUUCAAAUACUAUAGGAUGUUCAUAUCGGUAGAUGAUAAUAUUAGUCUGUAUGUUUCCACAGAAUAUCGUCUUGGACAGUAUAUGAUAGGAAUUUUGACAGGAUAUAUUAUCUACGAUCGCAAUGAUCUUAAGUUCAGAGCAUCUAAUUGUCGAUUCNAUAGCAAUUUGCCUCAAUUUCUUGUAUCAGGUCCAGAGAUUGGAGGAUUAAUUUAUAGGACAAAUCUAUGCCGCGAAGGAUGGUUGCCUUAUCUUACUCUUACUCAAAAUUAUUGUAAAGCUUUUCAAUACUGCCUUUCCUACACGUGGUAUCUAUCUACAGAUUUUCAGCUUUUUUAUUCAACACCACUGAUUGUUUAUUGCAUUUGGAAACUGAAAGCAAAAGCUUUCGUUGUCUUUCCAAUGUUAAUCGUGUUGCUACAAGUGUUCAAAUACUAUAGAAUGUUCAUAUCGGUAGAUGAUCGUAACAGUCUGUAUGAACAUACAGAAUAUCGUCUUGGACAGUAUAUGAUAGGAAUUUUGACAGGAUAUAUUAUCUACGAUCGCAAUGAUCUUAAGUUCAGAGCAUCUAAUGUAAAGAUUGCCAUUGCUUGGAUUUUGACAACUUUUUUCUUCUGUGACACAUUUUUCAAUUUUAAAUUACCCAAUAUUUUGCCACUUGAUCGCAUUUACAAAGUUAUCAAAGACGAUCUGUGGUCUUGUUCAAUUUGUUGGAUUGUUUUUGCUUGUCAUUGUCUUAAAUCUGGUGGAAUUUUUCGUUCAUUUCUCUCACAUUAUUCAUGGCAACCACUAUCUAGAAUGUGUUUGUGUAUUUAUUUGGUUCAUUAUCAAUACGUUGUGUUGACUAAUAUAAAUCAAAAGCAAAACAUUUCUUACGGAAAGUGGUGGAAACUUCAUAUUCAAUUGGGAGAUGUUAUGAUGUGUACAAUAAUAAGCGCUGUUUUCCACCUUUUUGUUGAAGCACCAGGAAUUCAAUUGGUGAGCCUCUUAUGGAGACGCCAGAAAAGAAGCUAUCAAAACAUAAAGAAUUUACCUGAAAGCCAUGAAUAA